Molecule: messenger RNA, 1737 nt
Organism: Cajanus cajan (pigeon pea)
Lineage: Eukaryota; Viridiplantae; Streptophyta; Magnoliopsida; Fabales; Fabaceae
Product: Exostosin family protein
Molecular function (GO): glycosyltransferase activity
Source: RefSeq, a predicted model, not a curated record
GGUUUGAUCUAGGUUCUCAUUGAAUAGGCAUUUGUGGCUUUUCUCUUUCCACUUUCCGUCAAUUAGUUAGUUACUGGCUUGCCAGAACCUGGAAACCCCGAUGGCGAUGUCGAUGUCGAAAGCCACCUUCAGCUUCCACGUGGCGUUGGUGGUGGCGGUGGUGCUAUUGGCGGUGUGCAACGCAGGAGCAUCAGAAGAAUGCAGGAAGCGAUGGAUCCACAUAAGAAAGCUCCCUCCGAUGUUCAACCUGGACCUCCUGGUAAACUGUUCGGAGUAUCCGAUGUUGGAGGACCUCUGCCCCUACCUAGGAAACCACGGUCUGGGGCAAAAGACACACAACCGGUCCCACAGCUGGUACCGCACCGACCCAUCCAUGUUGGAACUGAUAUUCCACAGGAGAAUGCUGGAGUACCCGUGCCUGACGCAGGACCCAGCCCUGGCCGACGCCAUCUACCUCCCCUACUACGCAGCCCUCGACGCCCUCCGCUACCUCUACGGCCCCGACGCCAACUCCUCCGCCCAGCACGGCCUCCACCUCUUCCACUUCCUCCAACACGACAAUCCCCAAAUCUUCCACCGCCGCAUGUCCCACGACCACUUCCUCGUAAUGGCGCGCCCUGCCUGGGACUUCUCCCAGCCCCUCUCCAACGACCCUCCCAUUUGGGGAACAUCCUUUCUCGAGUUGCCGCAUUUCUUCAACCUAACGGCCCUCACUCUCGAAUCCCGCGCCUGGCCGUGGCAGGAACACGCCGUGCCCUACCCGACCUCCUUCCACCCUCCCAACCUCGGACUCCUCGAAUCCUGGCUAAGUCGUGCGCGCCGCUCCAAGAGGUCCGUUCUCGCGCUCUUCGCCGGAGGUGGCGGCGUCUCCGCCGCCCCCAACAUCCGCCGGAGCAUUCGGACCGAGUGCGAGAACGCCACCUCUUCCGCUUCCGAUUCCGAUUCCCCCUACGAUACUCUCUGCCAGAUUGUGGACUGCUCCAACGGGGUUUGCGAGCACGAUCCCAUCAGGUUCAUGCGCCCCAUGCUGCAGGCCACUUUCUGCUUGCAGCCUCCCGGGGACACCCCCACGCGCCGCUCCACUUUCGACGCCAUACUCGCCGGCUGUAUUCCCGUUUUCUUUGAGGAUCUCUCCGCGAAGGCGCAGUACGGUUGGCAUUUGCCCCAGCCGGAGUUUGAGGAUUUCUCUGUUUUUAUACCCAAAGAAGAGGUUGUCUUCAAAGGGAUGAGGAUUUUGGAUGUCUUGCAGCGGAUACCUAGGGCUAGGGUUAGGACCAUGCGGGAGAGGGUUUUGGAGUUGAUUCCCGGUGUAUUGUACAGGAAGCAUAAUGCUUCACCGGGUCUCAGAGAGAAGAAGGAUGCCUUUGAUUUGGCCAUUGAUGGUGUUUUGGAUAAGAUUCGCUCCAGGCUUCAGGAUCUUGAUAUGGGUGUUUCUGUACUGUAAUCUUAGUUUUAUUUUUGUUUCCUUAUAAUUACACUUUUAAGGUGGAGCAUUUUUUUUUAUGUUGCAAUGAAUCAAUACAAUUUCACACCAAAGCACCUAAUUGUGACAGCGUACCUAGAAAUAGAUUUUUCUGCUGUCACCAGCAUUUGGUUGUCUUAUGAGAUUUUCUGUUGAAGUUCACGACAGGGAAAUUAUUGAUAAGGAAUAGGGUUUUCUGCAAUGUUAUUUAUACACGAUAUAAAUUGUGUGGUGAUUCUUUGGAAUUCAAUGGUUGAUCCGGUUUAUUGUGAUCA